CGACAACGAGUGAAAGAAGACGACGAUCGUCGUAGAAAACGGGCGGCGUGGAACUGAGCGGCGUUGAAACUCUCGUCUGUGAGAAUGGGCGGCGUCGCGGAUUUUCGCCUCACGGGGGCGGCCAUCUUUUUCCUUCUGAUCUUGUCCAAUUACCACAUGGUGUUUGGUUCUGACUGUGCCGAAGUGGGGGGCAAGCUGGCAUGCGAUGACAUGUGCGAAGCCCAUGCUGCGCCUUGCUUCGGUUAUGAGGUGGAUUUCCUCGGUACUCGGUUGGACCUGGACUGCGUCUCCCAUUUCCAUCUCAAAAAAGUUUUCAUUCUGGGGCCUACCUUUUGCAGAGGUUCUGUGGAAGGCAUGGAUAGGGUAGUUCAGCCCUGGAAAAACUGCUUUUUCUCCUUCAGGAAAAACGAGAUAGAAACCAGUCAUCAAACCACAAAGCAGAUUAAAGAAGUAGUUAAAUCUUCUUCCGUGGUUCCCAAGGAGCCAGGGUUUUUGGAGGAACACCGCCAGUUGUUGGAGAAGCUUUUCGAGGAGAGGCUAAUUUUGACGGAGAAAUCCCGUACGGUUUCUUCUACUUCUCCCAGCAGUUCUGCUGACCCA
This is a messenger RNA of Notodromas monacha, 600 nucleotides long. The record is from the annotation of a GenBank genome assembly. Lineage: Eukaryota; Metazoa; Arthropoda; Ostracoda; Podocopida; Cyprididae.